UAUUAUCUUAAACUUUGAAAUAUAUAUUCUGGAUCUUCAAAUUUAAAAUGAGUAAAGUAAAGUCGCCUAAAAAGCAAAUAACGAAAAACCCAAAAAAAUCUGGAAAUGGAUUGGCAAUCAAUGAUGGAUCCUUAAAUAUGAUUGUAAAUGACAAAAGCAUUGAUGAAUCUAAAGAACUAUUAGAUCAAUCUGCAAGACUAUUAGAUGAUAACAUAAAACUAUUGAAGAAAGUGACUUUAACAGAUAAUCCAAUUAUUUUAAAAAAUGAAAGUACAUUGAGGAAAUAUGGACUGACUCGUAGAGAUUCAUCCAAAUCUAACUUUUGCGAUAUCGACCGCGAUUUUACAGAUCCAGACAGCAUAUCAAUUUCAAGUUCAGAGUUGCGUAAUGCGGAUAAAGAAAUAUCAGAUUUAUUCGAUAAAGAACUUUCGUUGAUGAAUGUUGACUUAACACCAAAGCUAAAGGAUGUUUCAAAGUUUAAAUAUUUUAAGAAUCAAAUUUUGCCUAAAGGAAAAACUGAAAAGCCACUUGAAUACAUAAUUCCAACAAAACCUACACACUUAGUUAACGGAUAUUUAAAAAAUAACAUAUUUACAACUGAUGUAAUUGAUCCGAACAAAAAAAUGGAACCUAUCACUGUAAUAAAUCGAUCAAAAGUCAAUUCAAAAUUGUUGGAGAAUCCUAGGGAAAAUAGAUUUAUAAAAGGUGGUCAUGAUAGUAAUGAUAAAAAAAAUGACAACUAUGAAAACCUUAAAAGUGAAAAAAAACUUCAAAACUUCCAGUCAGAAACAACUGAAAUUAUAAAAAAUAGCAAGAAAACUAAAAGAUCUGGAGCUGAAGUAUAUUUAAAAACUGCUUCUACAGGACUAGAAAGAGAACAAAGUAAACCCUUUCAUACUAGCAACGAUUUGCAUACAAGAAAAGAAAAGGUGCUAUCAAAACAGAAAGAUGAUUCGAUUGAACAAAAUAAUAUAAGCUCAAAUCAAAACCAAAAUACUGUUCUAUCUGAACCUGACACCGGCAAUUCCAUUGAGAAAACACAAAUGGAGGAAAACACAAUUAAAAACAAUGAAAACUCAAAUAACUCUGCGAAAGUGGAAGAGGUUGUCCAGAAGCGAAAAAUACAAAAUGCACCGUUUCUAACAUACAAAGAAAUGCUAAAACAAAAUAAAAGAGAUGUGCUUAAGAAGAAAUCUGGUAUUAAAGAUGUGAAGAAAAAGGUUUCCCAAUCAAUAAAAGAUGAUGCUGAGGAAGAUAUGGAGAAAUUGUUAAAACAAAAUGAAAAUAAUAUAUCAUUGAAAAUGACUGAAGAGGUAGAUAAAGUCAGAAAGAUAGAUUUUCCAUCAGUAGAGAAUAAUGUUGGAGAUGAGAUUCAUGGAUUGCUAAAACAUAGUAAGAGAGGCACGAUAGGAAAGAAAUCGAAGGUGGUUAGUAUUGAAAAGAAGAAAGAUUCUCAAGCAAUAGAAAAUAAUGCUGAGGAUGAUUCUGAGGGGCUGAUAGAACAAAACGAAAAUGAUAUGCUUAAGAAAAAACCAGAUGCGGUUAAUAAAAUGAAACGAACUGAUUCUCAACCAAUGCAAAAUAAUGCUGAUGUUGAGAUUGAGUUUGAGGAAUUGCUAAAAAAAAAUAAAAAGGAUAUCAUAAAGAAGAAAUCCGAUGUGGUUAAUAACAUGAAGAAAAAGGAUGUGCAACAAAUCAAAAAUAAUGCAGAGAAUGAUAUGGAGAUAUUAUUCCAACAAAAUAAAAGUAAUAUGUUAAAGAAGAAAGCAGAUGCGAUUAAUGCACAGAAGAAGGACUUUCAAUCAACGAAAAAUAAUGUUGACGAGAUUGCGAAAUCUCCUAUCUCCAGAAGAGUUGAAAUAAGCACAGAUGAUAGUUUAAAAAUUUCUAAGAAAAAUUCAUAUUUCAAAAAGAAAGCAAAAGCAUCGGAAGAAGAAAACUCUUUGCACACAUACAAGAAAUUGCAAAUGAAUUUAGCAAAAGAUAUUUUUAAAGAAAACAAACAAGCAUAUGAUCCUCUUAAUGACCGUGUUGAGAAACUCACAAAUAACAGAAAACAAAUAAACAUAGAUAACGAUUCACAAAUUUCUCCAACAAUUGAAGAUACGACCAAGACUUCAAAUAUUCGCGCACUUUUGGACAAGAAAAAAGGUCCUUUAUACCAUUUGUACAAUAGAAGUAAUUCCACAUACAAAGGACUAGAGUUUAACAACAAUUUUAAUGAAUAUCCAAUGAUACUUAAAUCUAAAAAAACGUAUUUACCUCAAGACAGUAAUGAUAAUCAAGCAUUAGUUGGCGAAAACAUCUCAAAUGAAAAACAUAAGAAAAAUACUUUACUUAAAACAAAGUUAAAUAAUGACGAUGAGAAUAGAACAGAUAAAAAAACCUAUUUAAACGAAAAUCAGAAAGCUUCAAAUGCUAAAACGCUUCUACUUCCACAAGAUAAAAUCACAACGAAAGAGAAUUUUUCACAACAAAUUUUAAGUCCCAGAAUAACUGCAGGUCAAGAAUAUUUAUCUCCUCAGCCUUUAACUUUAAAAGAUAAUUCUCCUAUUCUUUCACGUAAGCAACAUAAACCACAUCACGAUGAAGGGUCUUCACAAGCAGACACCCUCAUUAACACUAAUAUAUGUCCUACAUCACCAAGACAGUGUUCCGUUGAAACAACACAGCCAUAUACAGCUCUAACAGGCUUUAAACUAACAACUGAAAGUGAAGAAUUGGGAACUGGUAACUCUACAGUCAAUACAGGCCGUUCAAAAUUUUCUUUGAGAAAUUCGAAAAUAAAAUCAAAAUCAAAAAUAAAAUCAAACAAAAGUAAAACGUCUCCAACAAUAAAAACCAAAGUUACAAAAACUCGAACUCACUUGAAACCAACACCAAAGACUUCUCAACUGUCAAAGACCACAACUGCAAAUGGUUCUGAUAGAUUAUGUGCUCCAAAAGAUCAGACAGAAAAAAUGCAAGAAAUAAAUUUGAUAUCUAAUAGACUCAAGAAAUUCCGGUAUAAUGAACAAAAUGAGAGAGCAGACCAGUUAUCAAGUAGAAGUUCCGAAACCGAUUUCGAUUCAUCAUCAUCAGAAAAAGAAAAAUUUACUGGUGCUGAUGGAGAAGAAACUGCCGAUAACUUAGCAAGAAAUAAAUCUUACUCUACAGGUACUGAUGAAUCUGUGCAAGUAUUAAUGAAGAGAAUUCGAAAAAAAAAACUGAAAACUAAAACUAAAAGUAAUGAGUUGAAAAACCAGAAUGAUUCUACCGAUUCUGAUUCUCCAUUGAAAAAGAUUGCCGACGGCAAACAAUAUAAAACUCUAACAGCUCCAUUAAAAAAAAAAUUUCCACGCAAUCCGGAUCCUGUGACACAAAUGCAACAAAAUGAAAAGCGUUUAGAAGGAGGGCAUGAUUUCAUCAGUACUGACUCCUCAGAUUCACUACCACCAACUUCGAAAACCUAUACCACACAGAAACUGGGUGCCACAUUUACUCCAAUUAAAGAAAACGUAAGAAGAAAUAAUAAAUUUCAAAGUCAAACAAAAAAAACUGAACUGAAAACCACAAAAACUGGUACUAUAAAAAAACCCAACAAGUCUUUACCAAAAACAACCAGUGUAUUUCAAAAACUUUUAUCGAAACCACCAUCAAAGGAACAAACAUUUUUUCUGGCCAAAGCACAUUCAGGCAAGUUAUCCUCCGCCGGUGUUACACCACGCAGUAGUAAAUUUCAAUCCUCACCCAGUCAAAGCUUUAAGGCACAUAAUAAGGGUUUGACUUCUAACAAUGACCAUGAUAACAUGAGCGCAUUAAAAUAUGUCAGAGAUUGUGAGGCGAAAUUAGCUACAGCCCACUUAAUACCCGGAAGAACACCUGAGUUGAAAAGCACCGCAGAUGUUAAUGCUAUGCAAUAUUUUAGACAGUUACAAGACCAAAAAAAAGAAGGAUUUAUUAAGCUUGAUGCUUCAAAAAAUCAAAAGAAACCACAGAGCAAGAUCAAAUUCCCAACUAUUGAUAAAGAUAAAAAAUUAUUUCAUUCGAAUGCAAGUUCUGCAACUAAAGCUGAUAAAUUACGAAACUUGUAUAGUAUGAAUACACAUCAGCUUAAGUCCUCUGCGGCAACAUCAAAUUUAACUAACGCUACUAAACCCAUUGAAAAUAUGAACGGAAUCCAAGAAACUGAAAACAUUACAACUGCACCCACUUUCAGAAAUAAUCCAUAUAAUUUAGAUGACAUCUUUCCGAGUGUGGGCUCCACAGCUUAUAGAACUAAAGCGAUAUCCAUUGUUGGCGAUAAUUUUAUGAAUAAAAUAAUGCCAGAUGUUAAAAAUACUUACUCAGAAAAAAUGAGGCAACAUGAUCCAGCUAAAAUAACCGCUCCAACCCCUAGUCUUGCGGCUGUUCCUUCUAAUACCGCCAUUGGAAAAGCCCGUUCAAAUCAAUAUAAAAAUGUUAUAAGUCCUAUUGCUUCUUAUAUAAAAAGUACCACUAGUGCUAAUUCUUCUAGUAAAGUACCUUUAAAUAAGCCUCAAAGCAAGAGUGUUGACAAAAUAAUCGGAAAGAAAAAGGUCUCAACCGGAACAAUCAAAAGCAAGCCUACAACUUCUUCGAGUUCUCGUUUUCAAGCCAAAAAGUAAAUACAAAUGAAUUAAUUUGUUAUAAGCAAUGUUUUUACAAAAAAUAUUUUUUUAU
This is a messenger RNA of Teleopsis dalmanni, 4680 nucleotides long. Its product is annotated as putative leucine-rich repeat-containing protein DDB_G0290503. The record is from RefSeq and is a predicted model, not a curated record. NCBI's taxonomy places the organism in Eukaryota, Metazoa, Arthropoda, Insecta, Diptera, Diopsidae. The transcript is spliced from 10 exons. Bases 48 to 4625 code for a protein of 1525 amino acids.